AACUAACAUUGCACUAAAGAUCCCCACCUGUUUCAGAUGGUGUUGAUUAGUACCGUGGUCGGGUUCGGUUUGGUCCUCGUGGAGUUGCUGAGUCAUGGCUACACUAACGCGCAGGUGGCUUGUAUUCUGGCACUGUUGGUGGCUCUCGCGAACUGCCUUGCUCCGGUAUCGACAGCCCUCGGGUACUACUACAGCGGGAGAACUCUCACCUUCUUCGGUGUCCUCCUGGUGGCGGUCGGCCUCCUGCUCUGCUCCAUCGCCAGCAGCAUCGUGUGGCAGUGCUUGUGCUACGGCGUCGUUGGAGGCAUAGGCCUAUCGCUCGCCCUCCCUCACGGCUUCAUGACCGGCCAGCGAUACUUCUCGGGCAGGCGGGUGCAAGCCAACGCACUCUCCAUGGUAGGCGGUUCUCUCGGGUUCAUGGUGAUGCCCCCCCUCCUCGGCUACCUGCUGGAGGAGUUCACGCCCCGCGGAGGAUACAUCAUCUGGGCGGGAGUGGUCCUGCAUGGGGCUCUGGGCGCUGUCCUUCUCCAUCCAGUGGAGUGGCACUUAAAAUCCACCAAGAAGGAGGAGCAGGACGAGGGCGGCGCGCAGAGGAACGGCGCCGCCAGCCAGGUGCGGAGCGACGUCUCGGGGAGCAAGAGGGCAAGCAAGAGGGACGAGAUGAGCGAGUACGACGGCUUCGAGGACAACAAGCAGCUGACCCCCGAGGACGACGACAGUGAGGAGAGCGACGAGGAGGACCCGUCCACUCUGCCGGGCCUGAGGAUGUACCAGGACCGGCUGCCGUACGUGUGCGCAGGCCGCGGGAUGGGCCUGGCCUCGGACCGGCCGUGGAAGAACCCGCUGACGGACACGCUGCAGACCAACGAGUACCUGGAGCGGCCCAGGACCGUCAGCAUCGAGCGCAGCAUGGAGAUCCUGCCGCAGAUCCCCGAGGAGGCUGAGGAGGACGACAUUUUCGAGAGCUUCGACCAGGAGACCGGGAACGAGAGGAUCGAGUUCCUCAACAAGGAGAACGACCACAGACAUAGGCCGGUGAGCUUCGUCAGUACAAAGAGCGCCGACUCCUUCGCGUCUGUUCCUGCCUGUGAGAGUAUGUUUAGGUCUAGUGACAUUUUUAACCUAUUCGGUAGUGCCUUAUCAGCAAAGACUGAAAAGCUCAAAGACAGAGCGCAAGAAGAAGCCAGUAAAACCUUAUGCCACACCAUCGCCAACCCUUACAAAUCACGUAAACAGCCGCUGAAACCCCGCGUCUGCUGUGGGAUGAGGCUGCCCCGGUGCCACGAGGUGCUCCCCUUCCACAUCCUCAGACACCCCUUGUUCGUCGUGGCCGCGCUCAGCAACGUCAUCAACAGAAUAGCGUGGGUUAUCUACAUUGCCUUCCUGCCGGCGUUGGCGGUCAGUCACGAGUUGGUUUACGAGGCGCCCUUCCUCCUCUCCAUCUUCGCCGCCUCCGAGCUGCUGGCCAAGCUCCUGAUGGCGGGUGUUGGUGACCGAGGAUGGAUGGAGAGGCGCUACUAUCACAUUUUGGCCAAUUUCAACGGUGCUCUCGCGGCCGUAGCUGUGACACUGGCCUGGGACUUCAGGAGCAUCAGCCUGUGCGUCGGGUGGUUUGGCUUCAGCAUGGGCAUCAUCAUAGCACUGGCCCAGGUUCUUCUAGCGGAGAAUCUGAGUUCCUCUCAUCUCUCUCAGACACACGGAAUCAUGCUGUUCCUCACUGGCAUCUCAGGACUGGUUGUUUUACCUUUUGCUGGUUGGAUGAGUGAUAUUGUUGGCAGCUACAUGAUUGUGUAUUAUGUAAUCUGUGGCCUAUCUUUUGUGCCAUGUCUGCUGUGGGGUCUCGUGCCUUGCAUAGCUCACCACCAAGGACAGGAUUUGAAAACACCCACAGACCUUGUUUGAGAUGCAAGGUGACCCUGAGUUUUUUUAAGAAGCAAGGUGACCCUGACUUUUUUAAGAAGUAAGGUGACCCCUGACCUUGCUUAAGAGGCAGAGUGACUCUGACCUUGUGUAAGGCAGCAAGAUAUAUAAGAGGCAAGAUAACAUAUCAUCAUUAAGUCUCCAAAAAUGGUUUUAUAUUUGAAACAGAAAAAUAUAUUGAAUACCUAUAAUCACAAGUGAUAUAGAUUAUGCAGAUAUUUUUCAGAAUAUUACCAAGUACAUUUUGAAUACUGCACUUUCAUUUUCAUUUUUUGUGGAUGAGAUAUUAGUUAAUGUUGAUUAUAGUGCAGUUACAAACUUAUUUUUUUUUUUACUGAAUGUGAAUGAUGAAAGGGUAUAUGAUAUAACGGUAUCAUGAUCUUUUACUAUGUUGGAACUGUAUAAUGAGCUUUAACUUUUAUAUUUUAUUGCAAAUCUGUUGUAUCUUUCUUUUGCAAGUUGUAUGCACCUAAUGGUGAGAUAGAGAGAGGUUAUGAAUUUAAAAACUGGAACAAGCAGGUAUGUUAUGAUUGGAGGAUCCUCUCCGUCUCUUAUAAGCAGUUUCAUAGUUCCAAGCAAAUGAUUGACAUAAAGAAGUGUAAUGCAAAAAUGUUGGUAUUUCUAGAUUAGGAAAAAUAGACAAUUUGAUUUACAUUAGAAUGCUUUGACAUGUUAUCGCAAUUCAGUUCUCAAGACAAAUCAUUGUACCAAAGAUGUGAUUUAUACAUUUAUUGAAUAGUUUAUUUUAUACUUUUAUAUAUACAUAUAUAUAUAUAAAGGACUACUCCCAUAUCAAAUUGGUAAUAUAGAGUUAAAAGAUAAUGGUAUUUGAUUAAGAAGAAAACUUUAAUAUGUGAAUGUUUAAUAUUCCAUAUAUAACAAGAUUGUGUAUGUAUGAUUUUAAUUUAACUCAAAUAUCUAAUCUGUACAAUAAACAUUUUUCAAAAACACUAGGGAUAUGUUAGCUACAUACAGUCCUUCAAGAAUCUGAGGUAAGGUACGAUUUUUAUGUAACAAUAGUCCCAAUUAUGCUGCUUCUCUGUUAUAAAGAAAAAAAUUAUAAUGAUGAAUGAAAUGUGAUGUUUCUAUAGCUGCUAUUUACAUUUUUAAACAAAUCUGUACUGUAUUCAUUUAUUUCUGUCAGUGGAAAGCUUUAAAAUGACACAUGAUUUUUGCUGCUGUUUUUGCUAUGUAAUGAUUUUGAUCUUUCAUUAAUAUGAAAUAUACUCUCUGACAAUUUUCAAAUUAUUUUUUUCUGUGAUAUGUUGGGGCAUUAAGCCAAUGUAUACUGUACAGGGUAUAUAUGUAUAUAUUUUAAUGCCUGUAUUUGAAUGGAAUGCAUUGCUACACAGUCAUUUUAUGGACAGUACUCUUAUGUUACUGUUCAUUGGCUUUCACAGGGAAUCUGUGCUGAUCUCACGUGGAACAAGUGAAGUUUACAUUGUUCAGAUUCUGGUCAUUGAAUGCAAGGUUUAUAUAGGAGUGACAUGGUGAAAAUCUAACUGAAAGGUCUAAUAGAUGAUUCUUGCUUUGCUGAGGUAUUUCCAUAGAUGUCAUCAGUUAUGUUUCAUUGGCUUUGUAAAUGUUACUCAUAAUCAUGUCAUUUAUAUUUUAUCUUUUGUCAUAGACCAAAGAAUACAUUUAUGAGUCUACACUUUUUUCCUUUUCUCAUCCAUGUUAUAUUUUCAUAUUUCCACUGGCUAUAUGUCUAUCUAGUUUGACAUAAAGAAGUAUCAGAUUGUC
Molecule: messenger RNA, 3663 nt
Organism: Penaeus chinensis
Lineage: Eukaryota; Metazoa; Arthropoda; Malacostraca; Decapoda; Penaeidae
Exons: 6
Coding region: 37-1902 (621 amino acids)
Biological process (GO): transmembrane transport; monocarboxylic acid transport
Molecular function (GO): monocarboxylic acid transmembrane transporter activity
Source: RefSeq, a predicted model, not a curated record